AUGGAGGACGAGUGCUCUCCAGAGAUCUGCUCCCUCUCCUGGGGCCACAUGACCCUCAAGCCCUGCUCCUCCAGCUAUAAGGACUGUAAGGUGUCCUGGAGAGAGACCGGGACCAACCAUAAUCCUGGAGUGCAGCCUGCCGAUCUGGAGGAGGUGCUGAAGAAAGGGGUCGACCUGCUGGUGAUCGGCAGAGGCAUGAGUGAAGCUCAAACUGUCCGUCUGUUCAGUGACUGA
Molecule: messenger RNA, 234 nt
Organism: Gymnodraco acuticeps
Lineage: Eukaryota; Metazoa; Chordata; Actinopteri; Perciformes; Bathydraconidae
Gene: aamdc
Product: adipogenesis associated, Mth938 domain containing
Biological process (GO): positive regulation of fat cell differentiation
Cellular component (GO): cytoplasm
Source: RefSeq, a predicted model, not a curated record